Cadophora gregata is the source of this 1495-nucleotide messenger RNA. RefSeq lists its product as uncharacterized. The coding region runs from base 125 to 892 and encodes 255 amino acids. The transcript has 2 exons. Lineage: Eukaryota; Fungi; Ascomycota; Leotiomycetes; Helotiales; Ploettnerulaceae. The record is from RefSeq and is a predicted model, not a curated record.
CAACAACAACAACAACAACAACAACAACAACAACAACAACAACAGUCACUCGCUCCUAGACUUUCGCUCAAUAACCCGAAACAAAACAAACAACCUUCGAAUACCUAGAUACAAUACAGACAAGAUGAAGUACUCUGCUCUCCUCCUCGCCGCCACAGCUGCUUUUGCCAGCGCGCAAAUCACCUAUGACGAUGCUACAAGAAAGUUCAUCUGCCCAGCAGACAAGCCCAACGGAGCCUUCUGCGCCGGCGAUUCUCUCGACACAAACAUCAUCAUCCGCUGCUCGAACGGUGUCGGCCAGCCAGGUAACUGCCACGACAACCUCGCUGGAUACUUCCCAUUCGGUGUCCAAUCAUCUCAAUGCUGGCAAUCAUCCCCAACAAGUGGUAUCGCCGCUUGCGCAAAGAACUGUAUAGUUCAGGGUAGUUCGGGAACCUAUAACGGCACAUUCACUCUGCCAAAUUGCACACCUAUUCCUCAGUCUUCGAACUCUGCUAGCUCUACGGCCUCGUCAGGUUAUCCUACGUACUCGCCUGAGCCGACCACGACCAAGACCGACAUCAACCCUUACCCCACCAACGGCAUUACCACAAUCACUUCAACCGGCACCGUCACCACCACCUGCGUCACAGACGGCAAAACCACAACCAGCACAAGCACCUUCACAACCACCUACUGCCCGCCUACCAGCUCCCCUCAUACCCUCUCAACCGGCCACCCCAUCCCAAGUGGAAAUGGCACAGUCCCAACUUCUACCAGGGGAUCAGUAAUAGCUACUCCAGUUGGUCCAUCUGCAUCUUCCACCACCGGCCCAGUCCUCGCCAAUGGCGCAGCACUCAAUACUGGUUCAAGCCUUGCUGCUUUGGGCUUGAUUGUCGCUUACUUCCUGUAAAUGGCCGUUUGAUGAACUGCAUAUCUCGUCUUUCAUUCCUUCAAGGAGGUAGCGAUGGCGUUCUGGUCUUGGCGUUCUAAUUCUACUUCGCUUCCUAUACACCUGGCACUUUCACCUACAGCUUUUAAUUCAUGCAACUCGCAACACAUUGGUAUAAUUUCGACCAACACGACGAAAUGAUUGCUCGAGACCGACGAUUCACUCAUUCACUCACGAUACGCAUACGUGCACGUACGAUUUGCACGCGAAGUUAUACAUACUACUCUGCACUGGAAACUUUAUCUCCUGAGAUCGGGAUUUGGAUGGAGCGGAAAUAGAAUAGGGAAAAAAAACUUUGUAAUGGACUUUCUGCGCUGACUUCCCAACCCUGAAGGUGGAUAUCAGGGUUUGUGACGGCGCUUUAUUAGAUUUUAAUGGAAGACAGUUGAUUGGGUUUGGGGCAGGAUACCCUUGGUGGGUUUGGUUUGGUUUGGUUUGGUUUAGUGGGUUACCGGUGAGGAACGAAGAAAGAGGGAGAAGGAGAAGAAGCAGAAGAAGGAGAAGAAGACAAUGGUGGUAAUUAGAUGAGAUUAGUAAUACUUAAUUCAUAUUCAAAUUCAAAAA